This is a messenger RNA of Xyrauchen texanus (razorback sucker), 2131 nucleotides long. Its product is annotated as serine/arginine-rich splicing factor 4-like. The record is from RefSeq and is a predicted model, not a curated record. Gene Ontology annotation, cellular component: nucleus; cytoplasm; ribonucleoprotein complex. Gene Ontology annotation, molecular function: mRNA binding. Lineage: Eukaryota; Metazoa; Chordata; Actinopteri; Cypriniformes; Catostomidae. The coding region runs from base 37 to 1113 and encodes 358 amino acids. Gene Ontology annotation, biological process: mRNA splice site recognition; alternative mRNA splicing, via spliceosome. The transcript is spliced from 6 exons.
UGUUUUUCCACGCUGAACUGCUGCUGCACCGGGAAAAUGUCUCGAGUUUACGUGGGAAAAUUGAGCUAUCGCGCCAGGGAGAAAGACGUGGAAAGGUUCUUUAGAGGCUAUGGGAAGAUUCUGGAAGUGGACCUCAAAAAUGGAUAUGGCUUUGUAGAGUUUGAUGACCCCCGUGAUGCAGAUGAUGCCGUGUAUGAUCUUAACGGCAAAGACCUUUGUGGAAAGAGAGUUGUAGUGGAGCACACCAUUGGACAGCGUCGUGAUGGGGCCAAUAGAGGCGCUAGAGGUAGCCGGUAUACGCGUGGAGGAGGGGAUAGGCAUAGCCAACCUACACGCACAGAUUACAGACUGAUUGUGGAAAAUCUUUCUAGUCGCUGCAGCUGGCAGGACUUGAAGGACUACAUGCGUCAGGCUGGUGAAGUAACAUAUGCAGACACUAAUAAUGGCCGCAAGAAUGAGGGUGUGAUAGAGUUCAGGCAGUACUCGGACAUGAAAAGAGCCCUGGACAAACUCGACGGCACUGAGGUCAAUGGAAGGAAGAUUCGGCUCAUCGAGGACCGGCCUGGUGCCAGACGCCGACAAUCCUACUCCCGCAGUGCUUCCAGGUCUCGCUCCAGGAGCAGGAGAUCUCGCAAGAGCCGAAGCCACAGUCGAACCAGCAGCCACUCACGACCCUCAGGCUCAAGAUCACGCAGCAGGUCAAUCAGCCGGAAGGGCAGAAGCAGUCAGGCAGAGGAGCACAGUAAUAGAGCUCACAAGAGCAGAGGAGAUGAAAGUGGCAGAGAUAACAGCAAGAGCUGUAGCCCCCAGAACAGAAAGAGCAAACGGGAGAGCAAGAGGGACCGCUCCUAUUCUCGAUCCAGAUCUCGAUCCAAAUCGGGGAACAGUAGGGAUGUCUUCACUGAGUCCGGAUCCAAGACUCGGGAGGCAACCCAGAGCGAUGGUGAAGGCAGAGGGGCAGAAAGGGCACACCGUUCUAGUGCUCAUUCUCGAUCCCGGUCACAAACGCCACCAGAUGCUGAGCUGCGCAGGAAAUCUAGAUCCAGAUCCAAAUCUCGCUCCCGUUCACACUCACAGUCUUAUUCCCGAUCUCGCUCACGGUCUCGGUCAUGAAUCAAAAUUUAAUGUUGGCAUACAUUUCUCUUUUACAAAGCAUAUUAAUUUUUUUUUUUUUUUUUUCAUCCUUUGUGUUUUCCAAGUAGAUCAUAGGGUUUUUGGGAAAUUGCUUCCUUAAUCUUAGUAUUUACUUGUUUCUUACUCUGUCAGUAUUUUGUGUCAUUAAAGGAACGUUCUGGGUUCCAUACAAGUUAAGCUCAAUUGACAGAAUAUGUGGCAUAAUAUUGAUUACCAAAAACAUUAUUUUGACUUGUCCCUCCUUUAAAAAAAAAAAAGAAAAAAAUCGAGGUCACAAUGAGGCACUUAUUAUGGAAGUGAAUGGGGCCAAUUUUUUAUGUUAAAAUACUCCCUUUUUCAAAAGUAUAGAAACAAGACAUAAACACUAUGUCUGUAAACAUGAUUUUAGUGUGAUAAAAUCACUUGCAAAACUUGUUUGUAUAAAGUUAUAGCCAAUUUUACAACUUCGUUGCCAUGAUUAUGUAAUUUCAACAAACUCUAAAAUGACCAUUUAAACAAAUUUACAGUUCAAAAACAUGAGUUUUAACAGAAGAAUUCAUGCAAGUGCUUUUAUAAAAUUAUAAGAUUCACAUUUCUGCCUUUUUAAACCCUCCAAAAAUUGUCCCCAUUCACUUCCAUUGUAAGUGCCUCACUGGAACUUAAAUUUGAGCUUUUUUAAAAAAAAAAAGAAAAGGAGGGAUGAGUCAAAAUACAUUUUUGUGGUAAUCAACAUUAUGCCACAAAUGCUGUUGAUUGAGCUUAACUUGUAUUGAACCCGGAAUAUUCCUUUAAUCUUAUGCAUCAUUUUUAGUAUUUUUUAUUUUCUUUUUUUUUGAAUAUGGCUUACAUGUAUAUUUUAUUCAUAAAUUAAGACAACCUAAAAGGGAUCCCAGAAUAGAUGUCUUAAUCUCUGCAUUGAAUACCUUAGAAGUGUACCACAUUUGUAAUGAUGGGCAGACUGUAUGCUAUUCCAUUAGAUCUUUUUACUAUGAAUUUCUCAAUGUACAAGAAUAAAAAA